UUGCUGAUAUGGACUCGGCUGUUCGCUAGUGCAGGAAGUCUCCGAGAGUGUCCGACAGAUUGCGAAAGCCUUCACAAACAACAUCGAGCAUCGACCCCACCAGGAACUUUGUGUGCUGAUUUAUCACUGAAGGCGUUAACACACACGCAACAACGGACAACCCCACAGGACCGGGGGGUGCUUCUCGUGUCUCGGGAGGAAGGGACGAUAAUCGCUCCCUAUCCACUGAGCGACGCUGGAUCCCUCCUUCAACUGUUAGACGCGAUGCUUUCACCCCAGAAAACAGAAAUGAUUUCAUCUUCCGCAAGGUGCGGGGUAUCCUUAACAAGCUCACACCUGAAAAGUUCGGAAAGCUGAGCAACGAUCUGCUCAAAAUUGAACUUAAUUCUGAUGUUAUUCUCAAAGGUGUUAUUAUACUGAUCUUCGACAAAGCCCUCGAUGAGCCGAAAUACAGUUCUAUGUACGCACAGCUGUGCAAGCGUUUAUACGACGAAGCGCCAAAUUUCGAGUCACCAAAGCCGACAGUCGACGGUCAGAAGCCCCAGAGUACCUUCUGCCUGUUGCUGCUCAACAAGUGCAAACUCGAGUUUGAGAACAGAUCAAAGGCAUACGAUUACUUCGAGAACCAAGAUGAGCUUAUGCCGGAGGAGGAAGAGCGCCGGCAGAUGGCCAAACGGAAGAUGCUGGGAAACAUCAAAUUCAUCGGAGAGCUCGGCAAAUUGGAGAUCGUCAGUGAGUCAAUUCUCCACCGCUGUAUCAUGCAGCUGCUCUUUGAAAAACGUCGCCGUAGACCCCGGGGGGACACUGCGGAGGACAUCGAGUGUCUUUGCCAGAUCAUACGAACCUGCGGUAGGAUCCUCGACUCUAACAAAGGCCAGGGUCUCAUGCAGCAGUACUUUCAACGUAUGAUGUCACUUGCUGAAAACAGUGACCUGCCACUGAGAAUACGUUUCAUGUUGCGCGACGUUAUCGAGUUGCGUCGCGACGGCUGGGUUCCAAGGAAGGCGACAUCUACCGAGGGCCCAAUGCCUAUUAAUCAAAUUAGGAACGACGCUGAUGAGAGUCUACUGGGCAUGGCUCAGCAGAACUCCAUGCAGAGGAACCUUCAGAGUCAAUACAAUAAUCAUCAUCAUCGGAACAAUCGCGACGACUCUAGAAUUGGCAAUGAUUUUCUUAGAAAAAUCGGACGCCCUGGCAUCGACAUGGACAUCGUUGGCGUCGGAAGCAUUCCUCUGGCGCCAUCUUUCGGAAUUUCUAGCUCCUUUAAUGCCAACGGGUUCCCCAGUGUUCCGCAGAACCCACAGGCUGCUGGGAAUGUCGGCUACAGGAGGAACCAGAACUACUUUCCUAAUGCUCGGCAGAGCUAUCCGAAUAAGGUUCCACAUCCUAAUGCUAAUUUCAACAACAAUGCUAAUAAGGAGCAGAGUUUGAGAUUCAACAAAAACAAAAUGUUAAUCGGACACCCAGAAGAAGUGUCCCUGCGCCCAAGCACAACUUCAAUGAUCUUUAAACAAACAACAAUGAAGCCAUCAUUGCCAAUCACAAACGAGUUGUUCCCAGCGCGCACAGAGGCGCCACUGUUGCGCGCAACGACCUUGAAGACGCCGCCACUGCUGCACAAGGACACAGCGCCGAUCGUGAUCAAGCAGGGGCCGCUGGACAAGCGAGACAAGGCGCGAGACCGAAAGGACAAGGGUCCAACGAAGGAAGAGAUAGUGAAGAAGGUCACAGCGAUGAUGGACGAUUUAAAAAUCGACGACAUAAACCUUGGAGACGCGAUGGCCCAGUUCAAGGAUUUAAAAAUCCCAGAGCGGUUCCUGAGGAACGCAAUCGCGGCGAUCUACACCAACACCCUAGAGCGGGGAGACUCAGAGCGUGAGUUCGCGGUCAAAUUCGUCCUGGAGCUCAAGAAGGAGGGCGUGAUCCAGGGCGUCCACGCGAUGGACGGCUGGAAGGAGCUGGUCGCUGGAAUUGCUGAUAAAGAGAGCACCGUUCCUUGCGUGGCCUCUCACGUGGCCAGCAUCACCGGCAAGGCGAUUGUUAACAACCUGAUGCAGCUCCACGACCUCGCUGUCGUCACCGAGAACGGCGCUCACCACCCGCUGUUCCUCCUGACCCUCCAGCAGCUCCACAAGACCCAGGGCAAGGCUGUCCUCACUCAGAUCUUCAACGACAGCAAGGUCAACCUCAUCAGCCAGCUGCCGGAGGCUGAGAAGACCAAGGAGAGGCUCGGGGAAAUUCUUGAGGACCGGGAACUCACUUUUCUUUAUCCGCUUCUCAGGAUCCAGGGGGAUAUGAGUCGACAGCUUGAGAGCGACCCCAGUCCCAAUGCCUUCUACAAGUGGAUCAAGGACAAACUUCAUCCGGCUCAUCAUGCCGAUCCUGGGUUUAUUAAUGCGCUCAUGACGGUCCUCUUGCAAUAUAUUACCAGGGAAACUACAUUAUCUCCAGGCACAGACACAACAGUAGUGCCAGAGAAAUCUCUGCAGGAAAAAGAGCGUGGAUUACUGCAGAAAUACACCCGCGUUCUCGAAUCAUUUUUGGUGACUAUCGAUGCCCAGGUUACUGCCGUACACUCAUUGCAGGUCUUUUGCCUGUCUCAUAAUUUCCCCAAGGGCAUGCUCCUAAGAUGGUUCGUUGCGCUUUACGAAUUGUCUAUUAUUGAUGAAGAGGCUUUUAUUAAAUGGAAGGAAGAUGUUACUGACGCUUAUCCUGGUAAAGGACGUGCAUUAUUCCAAGUCAAUAGUUGGUUAACUUGGCUCGAACAAGCCACUUCCGAAGAAGAAGAAGAUGAAGGCGAUAAUUAAACAAUAUAGACGCCUGCCAACAAUAUAGCAAUCAACAACAACAAAAACAACAAACUAAACAAAAUAAAAUAAACAAAAAAAAGGAAAAUAAAACAGAAAAAGAAUUAAUGCUGGUCAACUAAUUUGUCAUCGAACAA
Messenger RNA from Cotesia glomerata, 2944 nucleotides. RefSeq names its product eukaryotic translation initiation factor 4 gamma 2 (gene NAT1). The coding region runs from base 459 to 2807 and encodes 782 amino acids. The record is from RefSeq and is a predicted model, not a curated record. Gene Ontology annotation, molecular function: protein binding; mRNA binding; translation initiation factor activity. Lineage: Eukaryota; Metazoa; Arthropoda; Insecta; Hymenoptera; Braconidae. Gene Ontology annotation, cellular component: eukaryotic translation initiation factor 4F complex. The transcript is spliced from 7 exons.